Molecule: messenger RNA, 3184 nt
Organism: Didymodactylos carnosus
Lineage: Eukaryota; Metazoa; Rotifera; Eurotatoria; Philodinida; Philodinidae
Source: the annotation of a GenBank genome assembly
UUAUUUCGUCCAUCGUUAAUACUAUUCAAAAAGCUGUUAUACAAAAUUUUUCCCGCAUAUUUUAGCGAAAGAAUUUUUUCAACAGCAAGAAGGAACAACAAAAAUAUCGGUAACAAAACAGCCUAAUCGACAACCUCAAUUAUCACCCUUAUCUUGUAAUAGUAAUGAUAAUUCGUUAAAUGAAUCAUUACAAGACGAACGUUAUAUUCGACGUGAUCUCAAUCGUUCUUCUGGUUCAAAUCAGAUAAAUAAUCAUGGCGACGAGUAUAUCAUUAACAAUACACAUAUUUUUGAUAAAGAAUUGAAACAAGAAAAUAAUCUAUUAGUAUUGAAUGCGAAGUAUGGCGACAAACUAAUUUUGAAAGACAGUGAUGAAAAUAAAAUAAAUUAUCAUCAACAAGAAAGUAGUAUAAGAUCAUUUCAAAGUGCUACUCAUACUCGCGAUAUACCAAUUGAAUUUAUUGAUGAUCGUCAUACGAAACUAUCUUCAACAGUAGCUAAUUUGGAUACUUAUCUGAAAAAUCGAUCUCCAAUACAAAAUAAACCAGUCGAUUCAUCGUUUACUCUAAUUCCAGUUAAUGUUGCAUCACCCACACCACUGCCAUUAUCCGAUACCGUAAAAACCAGUAUUGAUGCAGAUGUUGAAUAUGCCAUUAUAGCUCGAAAACAAAAAAUGAAUAGUAAUAAUAAUAGUAAUAGUUUGUUGUUUGAAUUAAAUCAUUAUGACUUUCCAAAAUCGGAUACAAGUUUAAAACGGAUAAGUGGCAGUGAUUUUCCGGCAUCAUUUCCGGCUGAUGCUAUUGAGAUGAAGCAUCAACGUGAAAUGGAAAAGCAAGAGGGAUUGACGGCAACUGCUGAUGAUCGACAUGAUUCAACAGUACACGAUAGUGAAGAACCACCAAAAUUACUGCCAUCAGAUAAGAUCAUAUCUUCAUUGUUACCAUCAAAUGUUUUCAAACGAAUGGAUCAUUUGAAUACAAUAUUUAUUAGACCAACAACUAUCAAUAAGGAUUUCUAUUCUAAUAACCGAAAUGAUAGUCCCAUUACAUAUGGAGAUAAAGAAAUACAAAAAACAGAACCAGUAAAAAUUGAACAAAACAAUAUCCGAGAAGAUAAUGAGGAUAUGCGUUUGAAUAUUUAUAAUAAAGCUAUUAGCGAGAGUGAAGAAGACGACGGUGAUAAUAAUCGAUGGAUUAAUAAUCCAAUGUUAAAUGAUGUUCAUUUUCAACAUGAUGAGUCAUCUUUGUCACCUGUUUAUUAUGAAAUAUCAGGAUUAUCUGAAAUACCAGAUGAUGAACAUUUAUAUCCAACUAUAUUUCCGAAAAAAGCAAAACGUGUAAAGUUUAGUGUAGCACCAAUUCGAGUGUAUCCAACUUAUUCAGCCAAUGAAUACGAUCGACGAAAUAAUGAGAUUGAUCCAUUUUCAGCAUCAGCUGAGUACGAACUCGAAAAACGAAUUGAAAAAAUGAAUGUCUUUAGUGUUGAUAUUGAAAAAGGACCCGACGGUUUGGGCAUUAGUGUUUUGGGCAUGGGCGUUGGCGCCGAUUCUGGUCUAGAAAAGUUGGGCAUAUUUGUUAAAUCUCUGAAUCCAAAUGGUGUCAUUGCGCUUGACGGAAGGAUUAAAGUUGGAGAUCAAAUAAUCGAAGUGGAUAAUCACAGUUUGGUUGGUGUCACACAUACAUUUGCAACCGGAAUUUUGAAAGCCACAGCAGGCACUGUCAGAUUUUUAAUUGGCCGAGAAAAAGAUCCGGAGAAUUCUGAAGUAUUGCGGUUGAUUCAUCAAUCAUUACAAAUGGAUCAUGAAAGAAAUGAAUUACAGCGAGUUUUACAUCAACACGAACACUACAAUCAUUCACCACUGGAUUAUGGUGUUGAUGACUUUCCAAAUACUGAACUGAAUGACGAUAUUGUACAGGAUGAAGAUUUGCCUCAUGAUGUCGUACCACCACCACCACCACCACAACAACAACAACAAAAAGAGUUCAGAAAACAGAGCGAAAUGACAGAUAAUCAGUCGGAUAUGGAAGCAAUACGAAAUAAAAAUAAAAAUUAUGAGCCAAUAUGGGACAUACCAAAUAAUAAACAAAAUGCGUCUUCCGAUCAUCAAUCUCCCUAUUUACUAACAAUAAUUGAAGAAUUAGAAAAGUUAAUGUUGUCUUCAGCAUCAACAAAUAUGAAUGGAUUUUCUUCAAUGAAAGAAAUUAGACAAGAUUCAUUGACAAAAAAAUUAUCAUAUAUUGCUGAUGAAAAACCAGAAGUACCGGAACGAAUUCCAUUAUUUGGCCGAUCUCGAACAUCCUCGGAUCAAAUACCUGAACGUCCUCCCAGUCGAACAACUGCAUCACCCGUUGAGAACAAAUCUGUACGCUCGAAUCCAUCACCAGUAACCUUGUCAUCAUUAGAUAAAAAUUCUCUUAAAAAUGACGAUAAUCAAUGGACUAUGCGUUCAAACUCUUAUAAUAAACAAAAUUCAAAAGCAUUAACAAACCUUGAUUUCGAAGUUGGCCGAAGUCCGUUGUUAAAUAACAGUAUUCAAAUGACAAAAAGUCAGAUAGCAAAAAAUCGUCCAAAAAAUCCGCCGUCAAAACGUUUAUCAAAUCAAAUGAAUAUAGAAAACAUUCAUGCCAAUGACGAAUAUGAGCAAGAAAUUCAAAAUGGACUUACUCAAAAUAAUAGCAAUUUAAAAUUCAAUGUUUUAUCAGCACUUGUUGCUGAACCACCGUCAACGAUUUCAAAUGCUUUGAAACAACAUUCAACUGAAUUAACAACAUCACUCACUAGCGGCAAAAAUAACGACAACAAUUCGAAUUAUACACAUGUUGCUAUUGAUAAACAAUCAUUAAACUUUGAUCAACCUGUCAAGGAUUGGACAUCAGAUCAAUGUAUUCAAUGGUUGUCAUCUGUUGAUAUGAAUACUUUUAUUCCAUUAUUUUUAAAUCGAAAUAUUGAUGGAGAAAAAUUACUCACAUUAGAUAGUACAAAAUUGAAGGCCAUUGGUAUCAAAUCAAGUAAAGAACGUGAUCUAUUAAAACAAAAAUUGAAAGAAUUAAAAUACAAUGAUAUAUUUAAACAACCAUCAGUAGCUUAUCCUGUUUCUCAUCAUUAUAAUCAAAAUCGAAUGCGAUCAUCAAGUUUAACAAAAUUAAAAGAGAGAAGACUUUUUGGUGCUAGUGGAGGGAAAUAA